AUGGCAACCCUGGCAGCGUUGGGUUGCGGUUUCACCCUAUACUUUAUAGCGAGGAGUAUAUACAGACUAUACUUCCAUCCCUUGCGCAAGAUUCCUGGUCCCAAACUCGCCGCGAUCACCCAUGCCUACGAGUUCUAUUAUAAUGUGAUCAAAGGGGGCCUAUUCAUCUGGGAGAUUGAGAGGAUGCAUGAAGUAUAUGGCCCUAUCGUUCGUGUCGGUCCGAGGACAGUACAUAUUAGAGAUCCAGAUUACUAUGAAGAGAUCUAUGCAUCUAGAGCUCGUAAGCGCGAGAAAGAUCCAGUCACAGUCGCCCGCUUCGGACUGGAGGGCUCUGGGUUCUCCAGCAUCACCGAUGAGGACCAUCGCCCGCGCCGUGCGCCUUUGGAUAAGUUCUUCUCGAAGCAGGCAAUCUCCAACAUCGAGUACCUUAUUCAUGAAAGUCUUGACAAACUCGUAAAUUCUCUACGCAACGCCUACGAGUCACACAAAGUAGUUCAUUUGGAUGCUGGAUUUGCCGCCUUGACCGCCGACGUGAUCCAUGUAUAUGCAUUUGGCUUCAACCCAGGCAACCUGGAUCAAGAAGGCUUCAAUGCUAGUGUGCGGGACGGAAUCAACGCCCUAUUCCAAAUGGGACAUCUCACCUACUUCUUUCCGUGGAUCCAAACCCUCAUCGACGCGUUGCCGUUGAACAUGCUACGCCAAGUGAGCGCACCCGCAUACGCAUUGGCUCGCCAGAAGAAGGACCUCUAUGAGUGUGGCUUGGCAGCAUUGAAAGCUAGUCAUACAACCUCCAAGCCCGAAAAACCGACACUCAUCGAAGCUAUUGCAGGGCCCAAGGUGCCGGAACAUCUCAAAACACCGCAGCGACUGAUGAACGAUGGCUUUGCACUGACCAUUGGAGGGACGGAGACCACUGCGAGAUCCCUUGCUGUCGGGAUGUAUCAUCUGAUUGACAGGCCUGAGAUCUUAAGCAAGCUGCGAGAGGAGCUUAAGCAGGUGAUGCCCACGCCGGAUUCCCGCCCUACAUGGAACGAGCUGGAAAAGCUCCCAUACAUGGCUGGCGUGGUCAAUGAGACCCUGCGCCUCUCCACAGGAAUCGCUAGCUUCUCGCCCCGGGUCGUUCCUACGGAGGCAUUGCAAUAUAAAGGCCACACAAUCCCACCAGGAACCCCAAUUGGUCAGACGCACUACUUCAUUCUCAUGGAUCCCAACAUCUUUCCUGACCCGCAUGCCUUUGAGCCGGAACGCUGGAUUCGGGCCGCUGCCGCUGGGAAUCGUCUGGAUCGCUAUCUAGUGAACUUCUCGAAAGGGAGUCGGAUGUGUGUGGGCUUGAAUUUGGCCUACGCGGAGCUCUACCUUGUCAUUGCAGCGCUUGUUCGGCGGUUCGAGAUGGAGCUGUACGAGACGCCCCGAAGCACCAUUGAACUCAAGCGUGAUUUCGGGACGCCGUACCCUGAAGAGGGCCACCUGAAGGUGCAAGUGUUGGUGACUGGCCUUAUUACUGAAUAA
Molecule: messenger RNA, 1509 nt
Organism: Aspergillus aculeatus ATCC 16872
Lineage: Eukaryota; Fungi; Ascomycota; Eurotiomycetes; Eurotiales; Aspergillaceae
Product: cytochrome P450
Exons: 5
Coding region: 1-1509 (502 amino acids)
Molecular function (GO): heme binding; oxidoreductase activity, acting on paired donors, with incorporation or reduction of molecular oxygen; monooxygenase activity
Source: RefSeq, a predicted model, not a curated record